AUGGGAAACUGUUUGUGUGUGAAGCCAGCAACGAAGGAUGAAGUGACCACCUUGAAUACAAGAGAGGCACCACCUGCUCACUUCAUGAUCAAGAUUGAAUCUUUCAACGUGUUAGAAAAGUAUGGAAUUAAGAAAUACGAAACAAAAGAAUUUGUCGCCGGCGAUUACAAGUGGAGACUAAUAUUCAAAUUUAAUGGAAAAGAUAGUGAUUAUAUAUCUGUAAACUUGGCUAUGGCGGACACAACUUCUCUGCCUACAAACAGGGAAGUCAAUGCUCUCUUCAGCGUCUUUCUCUUUAAUCAGAUUUCGGGCAAUUAUCUUUCUUCAACAGAAAUCACCGCUAUGGAAACAAGAGAAGCAUCACCUGCUCAUUUACUGGUUAAGAUUGAAUCUUUCUCCUUGCUUGGCACGUGUAGUAUUGACGAAUACGAAACCAGGGAAUUUGUGGCUGAAGACUAUAAGUGGAGACUAAUAAUCUAUUUUAAUGGAAAAAAUUGUGAGUAUGUUUCUGUGAGCUUGGCUAUGGCGGACACGAGUUCUCUUCCUGCAAACUGGGAGGUCAAUGUUGUCUUCAACAUCUUUCUCUAUAAUCAGAUUUCCGGCAAUUAUCUUUCUUCACCAGGAAGAACAAGAUGUUUCUUAGAAACAAAGUCUGAAUGGGGUAUUUCAAAAUUUAUCUCUAAGAAAAUUCUGUCAGAUCCAUCAAAUGGUUAUCUAGUGAACGACAACAUUGUGUUUGGUGCUGAGGUUUUUGUAGUAAAAAAAGACGCCAUCAUUGAAUGCGUGUCUUUGAAUAAUAUCAAUAUUCAUUACAAGCAUGAUUUCAGCUUCCAUCAAUAG
Molecule: messenger RNA, 840 nt
Organism: Erythranthe guttata (spotted monkey flower)
Lineage: Eukaryota; Viridiplantae; Streptophyta; Magnoliopsida; Lamiales; Phrymaceae
Source: RefSeq, a predicted model, not a curated record